AAAGUUUAAUAGAUAAAUAAAAUAAAAAUAACCUUUGAAAAAAAAAAAAGGGAAAAGGAAAAAUCCAUCCCUAAUAAUCGGAAAAAAAGUGAGCGUACCUCGAUAGCCGUCGUUCCCACACCGCCACCGUGAAGCGCGUCAACGAUAAGAGAAAAUAGAUGGCGUUAAACGUCACCGUAGCGACUACGAUCAACGACUUGCCAGAGGUCAUUUUAUCGAACAUCGUUGCUUUGGUUUCGGACACACGAACGAGAAACUCGCUCGCGCUGGUCUGCCGGAAAUUUCGAUCGUUGGAGAGAGCCACGCGCUGGUCUCUGACGCUCAGAGGGAACGCGCAAGAGCUCCAUAUGAUCCCGAGGUGUUUUGGAUCCGUCACUCAUUUGGACCUCUCUCAUCUCUCACCUUGGGGCCACGCGCUGCUCUCUCCCUUGGAGUCGUCUUUGGAUCCUUACCUCCUCGCGUACCAGCUACGCGUCACCUUUCCGUCGGUAACUUCCCUCACUGUUUAUGCUCGAUCGGCGUCGACUCUGCAGGUUUUGGCUCCUCAAUGGCCGAGAUUGCGCCACGUCAAGCUGGUCCGGUGGCAUCAACGGCCACAGUCUCCUGCCGGAGCGGACUUCGUUCCUCUAAUGGAGAAAUGCCAGUUGCUCUCCUCACUGGACCUAUCGGAGUUCUAUUACUGGACCGAAGAUCUCCCACCGGUUCUUCAAGCUUAUCCUAACGUGGCCAAAUCGCUAACCAAGCUAGAUCUGCUCACGACGUCGAUUUCCGAAGGGUUCAAGGACCACGAGAUCCGAGUCAUUACCAAAGCUUGUCCGAACCUCCAGCAGCUCCUCAUCGCCUGCAUGUUCGAUCCCCGAUACAUUGGAUUCGUCGGCGAUGAGGUUCUCUUAGCCAUAGCUUCCAAUUGUCCCAACUUGACUGUUCUCCAUCUGGCUGAUCCGACGUCGUUUUCCCGUGGCGAUCCAAACAACGCCGUAGAGGACGCAAGGAUCAGUCGCGCAGCUCUAAUCGAUUUCUUCUCGGCGCUUCCGUUUCUUGAAGAGCUGGUAAUGGACGUAUGCAAGUACGUGAGGGACAGUGGAUUGGCCUUGGAAGUGCUCGGUUCGAAAUGCCCGAGGCUGAGAUUUCUCAAGCUUGGCCAUUUCCAUGGGAUGUGUUUGGCUGUUGGUUCGCAGCUCGACGGCAUUGCGUUGUGUCAGGGACUCGAGUCUCUGUCUAUCAGGAACUCGCCGGACUUGACCGACAUGGGUUUGAUAGAGAUUGCCAGAGGGUGUUGUAAACUAGCAAAGUUGCACGUACAUGGCUGCAGUGGGAUUACUGCAAAUGGAGUCAGCACCAUGGCUACUCUGCUCCGUCGAACCCUGGUUGAUGUUAGCCUCUCUCGCUGUGAGAAUUUGGAUGCCGCCAUGUCGUUGCGAUCUUUGGAGCCGAUCCGGGAGCGAAUUCGGAAACUCCACAUUGAUUGCAUCUGGAAGAACAUGGAGGAUCCAGUUAAGGAUGUUAGUUUUGCUGUGAAUGAAUUCGAGGAAGCUGAUGAUACCAUUGUAUCAAAUCCGAAUGAUGAUUUCAUGAACUUGUCGGGAAACGAUGAGUACGAAGACAGAGCAAAGAAGAAAUGCAAGUACUGGUCGGUUGGGGAGUGUUCCAAUGCACUACAGAGCAAUGGCCAUAGAAAUGGCAACAAUGGCAACAAUGGAUACGAGUGCAAGAACUGGAACAGACUGCAAUACCUUUCUCUAUGGAUUGGUGUAGGAGAGCUUCUAACGCAGUUGCCGAGGGCGGGUCUGGAAUAUUGUCCCAACUUGGAGGAGAUUCAUAUAAAGGUUGAAGGAGAUUGCAGAAAAAGGCACAAACCCAAGGAACAAGAAUUUGGGUUGAGGUGCUUAUUACGUUAUCCUAGGCUGUCCAAAAUGAAAUUGGAUUGUGGUGAUACAAUAGGCUUUGCUUUCACCGCACCAUCUGGGCAGAUGGAUUUGAGCCUUUGGGAGAGGUUUUUCUUGCAUGGGAUUGAGGAUCUGAGACUCCAGGAACUCCAUUAUUGGCCGCCACAGGAUCAGGACGUCAACCGACGAAGCCUGUCGCUCCCGGCAGCCGGAUUGCUGGCCGAAUGCAUGUCGCUGAGGAAGCUAUUCAUCCAUGGGACGACGCAUGAGCAUUUCAUGAUGUUCCUGCUGAAGAUUGGUAACCUGAGAGAUGUGCAGCUGAGAGAGGAUUAUUAUCCUGCGCCGGAGGACGAUAUGAGUACUGAAAUGAGAGUUCUUUCCUGUUGCCGUUUUGAAGAAGCAUUGAAUAGGCGCCAUAUCCCUCCUUGAAAUAAGCAAAAACUGGAAAACCACCAUCCAUGUUUAUGCUCGGUUACACCUUGACACGGAAGUUCCUAGUGUUUCACAUCCUUUAGUUUUGUAUUUUUUUUUAUUUUUUUUUUCAUUUUUUUUAUUUUCCCUUUACUUUUUGCCUCUGUAGGACUGGAAAAGAGAAGGCUUCUUUGUUAUUUUUGAUGUGGAACUCCUAAAAGUAAAACAGUAAUAAAUCCAAUAGUCUUCUCAUGGAAACAAAGUUUUCUGCU
Messenger RNA from Ziziphus jujuba (common jujube), 2569 nucleotides. RefSeq names its product F-box/LRR-repeat MAX2 homolog A. Lineage: Eukaryota; Viridiplantae; Streptophyta; Magnoliopsida; Rosales; Rhamnaceae. Gene Ontology annotation, biological process: SCF-dependent proteasomal ubiquitin-dependent protein catabolic process. Gene Ontology annotation, cellular component: SCF ubiquitin ligase complex. Gene Ontology annotation, molecular function: protein binding. The transcript has a single exon. Bases 159 to 2315 code for a protein of 718 amino acids. The record is from RefSeq and is a predicted model, not a curated record.